This is a messenger RNA of Oryza brachyantha (malo sina), 1730 nucleotides long. RefSeq lists its product as uncharacterized. The transcript is spliced from 2 exons. The record is from RefSeq and is a predicted model, not a curated record. Bases 171 to 1400 code for a protein of 409 amino acids. Lineage: Eukaryota; Viridiplantae; Streptophyta; Magnoliopsida; Poales; Poaceae.
UAAAAAAGCACGCAGAGGUGAAGGAUGCGCACGCACGCUCCCGUGCGUCUCCUUCUUCACCGCCCUUCCACCCCCGUCCCCGAUCCCCAAACCCUAGGACCCUCUUCAGAUCCCGCUCCCGGUCACUUCGCUGCCUGCUGCGCCUCCGUCCGCGCGCCUGAUUCGCAGCCAUGCGGAUCCGCAGGGCUGCUUCCAGGCUGCUCGGCUCGGCCUACUCCUCCGCCGCCCAGGCGGCCGACGCCGAACCGCCGCCUGCUGCGAGCGGAAUCCUCCCGCCGCCGCCGCCCGUGGGAGCGUGCACCGCCGUGCACGUGGCCGGUCUCGGCGGCCCUGCCGUCGCUCCAGAGGGGGUCUGCGAGCUGAGCCUGUCGCCGUGGGAUCUGCCGUGCGAGCUCGAUGAGUCCAGUGAUCCCCAGAACAUGCAGCAGGAGGUCCAGGCGGAGGCUCCAUUUGACAAAUACUUUGUGCACAUCCCCCGAUGGCCAAGCUUUGAGUUCAGCAGCAAGGAAGACGAUACGAUGGGACUGAACGACAAGAUCAGGGAGCACGACGAUGUCAAGGUCGUCAGUGAUCAGAAGCCUGCGGAUGACAAUUCGAAGAAAGACGGCGUGGCGGCGAAGACGACGACGACGGCGGCGGCGACAAGAAAGGGGAAGGAGGAUCGCACGGUGCUCCAAGCUGAAGAAAGCGAGGACAAGAAGCCAGACAUCUUCUUCUGCAAGAAGAAUGACGGCAGGAAAUGGCGCUGCCGGAGCGUCGUCGACGAGCCCAACACCCUGUGCGACUACCACCUAGCGCGGAGCCGCUCAUGCUGCAUCACCCCAAGCUGCCACGAUGCAGUAUCAAGCUACCACCUAGUAGCUGCGCCGGCAGCCAGCUCAAAGGCGUCAGCCAUUGGCAAGGCGGCUCUCGCCAAGCCAUCCUGCAGGUCAAGACCAACCACCGCCGGUGCAGCAUCAAGCUCCAAAGCAGUUGCACCAGGCAAAUCCAAAGCAGCAACAUCCUCAACCAGGCCGACCUCCCAGAGACGCAAGAGGAAGUCGACCAAUGGUAAUGGUAAUGGUAAUGGCUCGUGUGGUGAUUACUACUUCUACGAUCUCUUCGGCCCGUUCCGUGGAAAGGAUCGUCGAAACAGCAGCAGCCAUCGGCCGGCUUCAGCUGGUGCAGAAGACGAGGAACACCUGCAGCAGCAGCAGCAUAAUAACCUGGAUGGUGAUAACCUGUCCAACGAAUCCUCGAUCACCGGUGGCGACAAGGAGAACGAUGGGGACUACGUCGUUCGUGGUGGCGGUGCCGGCAACGGGAAAGGGAAAGGGAAGAUGUCGGCGGUGGAGAAGGUGCAAUUCCCGAAGAUAACGAAGAAGCGCAUCAAAGAGCGGUCACUCAAGUCGCUGCUGUAGAGUUGAGGAGUUGGCCUAUGUCCAGGAGAGUUCUGGUUUGCAGGUGAUGUUGCAAAGCCGCUGCCCCUACUGGCCCAAAAACUUGCGAUUAUCGUUGUAAAAAAACCGUUGAAAAUCACAAUAAUCGUGCUCCGUGGGGUAGCGGUUUGGAUUUCUCCGUGGAAAUGCGAACUCUGGUGUUGCCUGUGUAUUGUGUAUGGAUUUUCUUAUCUUACUUUGUUUGUGAGCUAAUAAAAUUGAAGUUAGGGCUCGUUGAAAUCGGCCAAUAUUGGUGUAGAUGAAUUGUAGUAGGGCCAUCAGCUAUAUUAUUAAUAAAACUACAAUGAGUAU